Messenger RNA from Notothenia coriiceps (black rockcod), 1548 nucleotides. RefSeq names its product autocrine motility factor receptor a (gene amfra). Gene Ontology annotation, biological process: ubiquitin-dependent protein catabolic process; endoplasmic reticulum unfolded protein response; protein K48-linked ubiquitination. Gene Ontology annotation, molecular function: ubiquitin protein ligase activity; ubiquitin binding. NCBI's taxonomy places the organism in Eukaryota, Metazoa, Chordata, Actinopteri, Perciformes, Nototheniidae. Bases 1 to 1548 code for a protein of 515 amino acids. The transcript is spliced from 12 exons. Gene Ontology annotation, cellular component: endoplasmic reticulum; ubiquitin ligase complex; cytosol. The record is from RefSeq and is a predicted model, not a curated record.
AUGCCUCUGCUGUUUUUGGAGAGGUUUCCUUGGCCCAGCCUGCAGACCUACACUGCCCUGAGUUUGGCUUUGCUUGCUGGCAGCAUCUUUAGUGCCUACACCACUGUGACAGACCCGGGCUUUGGGGUCUUGGAACCAGACGAAACACCAGCUGCCCCUGAUGUGGAUCUUGAACAUCUAAACAAUGAUAUUACUAACACAGAACUGGCAACCACUGUCCUGUGGUAUCUUGUCACUGACAGUCUCUUUGUAUGGGUCUUGGUUAACACAUUCUGCUGUUCUUUGAUGUUAAUAGCUAAAAUGAUUCAGUUUAUGGUUUUCGGCCCGCUCAGAGUCAGUGAGAAGCAGCACCUGAAAGAUAAGUUCUGGAACUUCAUCUUCUACAAGUUCAUUUUCAUCUUUGGCGUAUUGAACGUGCAGACAGUGGAGGAGGUGGUCAUGUGGUGUUUAUGGUUCUCCGCCCUGGUCUUUCUCCACCUCAUGGUGCAGCUCUGCAAAGACAGAUUUGAAUAUCUGUCGUUCUCCCCCUCCACUCCCAUGAACAGCCAUGUGCGAGUGCUUUGUCUGCUGGUCUCCCUGCUGUUGGACUGUUGUGGUCUGGCCAUUGGCUGUGGGGGUCUGCUGGGAGCUUCUCAUGGCAUGCACACCUUCAGCUUUAUGGCAGCAGAGUGUCUGCUUGUGACUGUACGCACUGGGCAUGUCAUCAUGCGAUAUUCUAUUCAUCUGUGGGAUCUGAACCAUCCAGGGACCUGGGAGAAUAAGGGCACAUAUGUCUAUUACACUGACUUCGUUAUGGAGCUGGCUAUGCUCUUCCUGGACCUGAUGCAUCAUAUCCAUAUGCUGCUCUUUGGAAACAUCUGGCUGUCCAUGGCUAGCUUGGUGAUCUUCAUGCAGCUGCGGUAUCUCUUCCACGAGGUCCAGCGCCGUGUCCGCAGACACAAGAACUACCUUCGUGUCAUCAACAACAUGGAGGCCAGAUUUGCCGUGGCAACUGCAGAGGAGCUGACAGCUAAUGACGAUGACUGUGCCAUCUGCUGGGAUACCAUGUUGACCGCACGCAGACUACCCUGUGGCCAUCUCUUCCACAACUCUUGUUUGCGCUCAUGGCUCGAACAGGACACCUCCUGUCCAACAUGCCGGACAUCCCUGAACAUCAAUGGGGACGGGGCCCCGGCGAGAGGCCAGCAGCCAGGCGGGGGCUUGGAAGACAACAUCGGCCCCGUAGGAGCCGCUCCAGAGGCCAGACCACACAUCAACCACCACAAUCACUUCUUCCACUUUGAUGGAUCUCGCAUUGCCAGCUGGCUGCCCAGCUUCUCAGUGGAAGUAAUGCACACCACCAAUAUCUUGGGCAUUGCUCAGGCCAACAACUCUCAGCUCAUGGCCAUGGCCCAUCAGAUCCAGGAGAUGUUCCCUCAGGUGCCCCCCUACCUGGUGAUGCAGGAUCUGCAGUUGACCCGCUCUGUGGAGGUCACCACUGACAACAUCCUGGAGGGACGCAUCCAGGUGCCUUUCCCGACACAGGUGCAGAACUCCGUACAGCAGUGA